GUUUAUUAUUUAAAUUGUCAAACUCAUAGAAUUGUCAAAAUGAAAUGUAACACAAAUUUUGGUAUCCUUACAUUUUGACGACUUUACCCUGAAAGUGCAAAAUUUUUUACAGUGUAUACGUGUCUGACAGCAGCUGUCAUUCUGCACAUGUAGCAAAUGUCAAAAUCAAAAUAGAAACGAAAUUUUUUACCCAACAUUGACAACCAAAAUCAACUGUUCGCCAAAGGCUCAUUUUUCGUAAUAAUACCAAGCAAUGUUUAAGUAAAUAUAUAUUUCGGUCAAAAAAUUAAAAUUAAGCAAGUAAAACACAAAUUGCAGUGCAUUUGAACUCACAUAAAAUAAAAUGAGUCAAAGAAUACUAAGCCAAAUACGAAAUUCUUACAAGAGUUUUCUACGAUAUUCAAGUUACUGGCAACAUUUUCAAAGAUUUGCUACAAAAGUUUCAGUACCAGAAAAUGAAAUUGGCAGCGGGACCGGCAUUGGCAAAAUAACCGGAAGAUCACGUAAUGACCAUGGAAUUUUUCAAGUAAAUAAACCUUCCACAAAAGUUGUAACGUUUUUACCACCACUAACGGAUGAAGUCCAAGAGUUACCAGACGUAGAGUAUGCAAAACCAUUAGCAGACAGCAGUACUACACAAGUAACUAAACUGGAAAAUGGUUUAAGAAUAGCAUCAGAACCACGUUUCGGACAAUUUUGCACUGUUGGCUUAGUUAUCGAUUCAGGCCCACGUUAUGAGGUUACAUAUCCAAGUGGAGUUUCACAUUUUCUUGAAAAACUAGCAUUUAAUUCCAGCAAAAACUUUCCCAAUAAAGAUGCAAUACUACAAGAAUUGGAAAAAAAUGGUGGUAUAUGUGAUUGUCAAAGUUCGCGAGAUACACUUAUUUACGCAGCCAGUAUUGAUAAUCGCGCGGUACAAUCGGUCACACGCUUAUUGGCUGAUGUAACGCUUAGGCCAACAUUGCUUGACGAAGAAGUAAGUUUGGCACGCAAAGCCGUACAGUUUGAACUCGAAAACUUAGGCAUGCGACCGGAACAGGAACCUAUUCUAAUGGAUAUGAUACAUGCUGCUGCAUUUCGGGAAAAUACGCUAGGGUUACCAAAACUGUGUCCACCUCAAAAUCUAGAUCUUAUAAAUAGAAAUGUAUUAAUGAAUUACUUGAAAUUCCACCAUUCCCCAGAGCGCAUGGUAAUAGCUGGCGUUGGUGUUAAUCACGGCGAACUGGUAGAAUAUGUUCAGAAAUACUUUGUUGAUACUCCCGCUAUAUGGGAAACAGAGAAAAUAGCUGCCACAGGUGCUACUGCAGUUGAUACAUCAAUAGCACAAUACACAGGUGGCUUACGAAAGGAACAAUGUGAAAUACCAAUUUAUGCAGCAGCCGGUUUACCUGAAUUGGCGCAUAUUGUUAUCGGUCUAGAAGGUUGUUCUCAUCAAGAUAAUGACUUUGUAGCGCUUUGUGUGUUAAACAUAAUGAUGGGUGGCGGUGGGUCAUUCUCAGCUGGUGGCCCAGGCAAAGGCAUGUAUUCCCGACUUUAUACCAAUGUGCUAAAUCGUUAUCAUUGGAUGUACAGCGCUACUGCAUACAAUCACGCUUAUGCUGACACUGGUCUGUUUUGUAUACACGCAAGUGCGCCACCAAGUAAUGUGCGUGAUAUGGUAGAAGUAGUGGUAAAAGAAUUGGUUAAUAUGGCAACUGAACCAACUGCAGAUGAAUUGAAUCGUUCUAAAAUACAAUUGCAAUCGAUGUUAUUGAUGAACUUGGAAUCACGACCUGUGGUUUUCGAAGAUGUAGGACGUCAAGUUUUAGCCACUGGCGGAAGAAAAAGACCCGAGCAUUUUAUAAAUGAAAUUGACAAAAUCAAUUCCGACGAUAUACAACGUGUAGCAAGAAGAAUUCUUGAAAGUCCAGCAGCAGUAGCAGCACGCGGAGAUAUUGGAAACUUACCAGAAAUGAAAGAUAUACAAUCCGCUCUAAACAAUGGCGGUCGUUUAAGUACUCGAAGACUCUCAUUUUUUAAGUAAACCACUAAAAUGUGUUCCGAUUGCUUAAUAAAUUGUCAAACAAUACACAAAAA
Teleopsis dalmanni is the source of this 2076-nucleotide messenger RNA. RefSeq names its product mitochondrial-processing peptidase subunit alpha. The coding region runs from base 344 to 2023 and encodes 559 amino acids. The transcript has 6 exons. Gene Ontology annotation, molecular function: metalloendopeptidase activity; metal ion binding. The record is from RefSeq and is a predicted model, not a curated record. Lineage: Eukaryota; Metazoa; Arthropoda; Insecta; Diptera; Diopsidae. Gene Ontology annotation, cellular component: mitochondrion.